Messenger RNA from Daldinia loculata, 1482 nucleotides. RefSeq lists its product as uncharacterized. The transcript has 5 exons. Gene Ontology annotation, molecular function: serine-type endopeptidase activity. The coding region runs from base 337 to 1131 and encodes 264 amino acids. Gene Ontology annotation, cellular component: membrane. The record is from RefSeq and is a predicted model, not a curated record. Lineage: Eukaryota; Fungi; Ascomycota; Sordariomycetes; Xylariales; Hypoxylaceae.
CGCUAUUGCUAAACCCCUGCUAGCAACUGCCUACCGGGUGCAGACGUAUGUACCUUAGGUACCUAGUUUGCGACUUCCGGCCGCAAAGCACACGACUCAACUUUGUCCUUCUCCAACUCGCCUCCAUAUUUUUUUUCAAUGGCGAUUCGAGUUGGCGUUAGACAACUGCUUUAAGCCUUACAGGACGCAUCCUGUACGCUUCUCGCCAUUUUCUCCUUCCCAUAAGCGUGUUGUUUUGCUGAGUACAAUUAAUCAGCUAGGGCCUCUGUGAGAAGUGGUAAGACCGGAACUCCCAACGUCACUACGGUUAGCUCGGUUCGACCACACACCGCGAUAAUGCCUACCAUCCAGGGCUUCAGCACUCUAAGAGCGCGCUCAUAUGUGUUCCGUCUACCGUUAUUCACGCGCGCCAUGAUUGCUGUUAUGGUGGCGUUCUGGAUUGUCUCCAUCCAAUCUACGUGGGAUGUGCGACAAUGGGGCGCCUUAAUUCCCAACGAAUUGACUCUGUCGACUAUGUACCGAGUGAAUACCUUCCCGUUGAUACACCUUAACUUCUUCCACGCCCUCUUCAACAUCCUAUCCUUAACGCCGCUCCUAGAGAGGUUCGAGAACGAGUUUGGAACCUUGACCUCUCUCGCACUAUUUUUUGGCCCUUUAACAACGAUCCCGGCUUUGGUCUAUAUCUUUUGGGAGAAGUUCAUUGUAAAAGGAAAUACUGCCGUUAUGGGAGCUAGCAUUUGGGUGUUUUUACUGUUAGGCAUCGAGGCUAUUCGAACAUACAAGACCAACCCGUAUCUUGUGAUAGGAACGCAUCAUGUUCCGACAUGGACCACGCCUCUAGUGAUGGUAUUGGUAGUCGAGGCAUUGAUCCCCAACACUAGUUUCUUUGGUCAUCUGUGCGGCGUGGGCACGGGUUAUUUGUUCGGCCUGGGCUACCUCAAGUUCCUCGCACCUCCUGAGAAGGCUUUGCGAUGGAUCGAAGCUCGCCUAAACCUGCUAGGACGAUUGCCGCACUACGUCAGCGUAGACCAAAAGACGUACGGUAGGUUCGGCGUCUUACCAACCAGCAAUUCAACCACGCAGAUGACGCCAUUAGGCUUGAUGGGCUCUACGCAGCGAUUAGGUCCCUAGUGUGGGUUCCAAAGGUGUCCGAGAAGGAUGGGAAGGGCUUUAGUAAAUGCCACCCUGUAUAUAGCACGUGGUAAUUGGGCAUUCUGACAUUGCAUGACACUGGCGUUUCUGGGAGGCAAAACAUUGUUGGCAUCGCAAGGCCGUAUACUCAUCCGCCCCAUAGCACUUGUUUGCAGGAUAAGGAGGUUGGCUGUCUAUACUGCUAUAAACUUUUCUGAAUGCUUUGAGAGUAAUAUUUGUGAGUUGAUGUGACUUCUUGUCUUGAUGUCUUUAGUUUAGUUAUAUUCAUUCUUUUUCGUCUUGUAACUUCCUAGCUCCAAAUAUGUUCAGUUAAUAAAUAACCUUUUUUUA